AUGGACUCGUAUCUUAAUUAUGUCAGAAAUUUCUUCGUUCUCUCGCUUAAGGGCGAUUUUACCGCUAACUGUAUCCGUUACCUCGCUUAUAUGCGUAUUUACGCGGAUUGGUUCCUCAAUGAAAACUUUACUAAGCACGACGAUUUUCUUGAUAUGAUUGGUUGUGCUUAUCUCAAUCACGCAUACAACAUUAAUUCUGCUAAUCCAGAACAGUUGCCGUUUAGUAUGCUUUUCAGCGCUGGUUCUCCUGUUGACAGUACAACACUUAAUCAUCGCCUUUAUCAGACUCCAUCCCUUUCGUUCUUCGCUCCAUACCUCCAGCGCGGUGAACUUAUGCCUGUUCUUUGGAAAAAGGAUAGAUUUACUGACGCUCGUUAUCAGAAAGUAAUGGCAGAACUUGGCGAGACACCUGUCGGCGCUACUGUUGAACAGAACUUCUUUAAUAGGCAGUUGGCAAAGUUCAAGGAUUUGAUAACACGUAUGGGUUACGACUACCGCGACAAUAUGCGGCGCUCUAUGGCUCAAAGGUUUCUGACGCUACUCUCCAGCGCUCCCAGGUCGUUGGAUUCCUUAGGUCAGUUUGCAGGUGUCGGCGUUUCUCGUGAUAACACAGGCGGUUGGGAUUGGACUGCUGAGGAAAACGGUUUGUUUAUGGUUAUGGCUUGGAUUCGUCCUGCGCACGUUUGCAACGCUCGUGCUAUCCCUCGCGACAUUCUUAAGUCUAACUAUUACGACUAUCUUAUCCCUACGCUCGGCGGUGUCGGCUAUCAGGAUAUUUUCCUUGACGAAUAUUCCCCUGACGUAAAUCAGCGUUCUGAACGUUUCGGCUAUGAGGAAAAGUACCGUGAAUAUAUGAGCGUCAAUAAUGAGGUGCACGGCAAUAUGCGUACUUCAAACAAGAUGUAUCGUUCAGACCGAUUCCCGUCUACUCAGUUUACUAUCAGUCCGUCUACUAUCAAGGAACUGUAUAUAACAGAUGAUGAUGAGGUCAACAAGGAUGAAGUCGCUUCUGCUUUGCGUGGCGACUCCGUUCUUGGCGAGCGUACGGGCGAUUAUAUGGCAAAGAUGGAUGAUACAAAGAAAAUUGAUAUGGAUUCUUGUCCACCUAUGUACGUCAAUGUUCUUGAAUAUGCUAAUAAGAAUAAUGGCGACUUUGGCGACCGUCUUGCUGACAGAAUGGGUGUCAGCAAUAUCACAAUCAAAAAUAAUAUGGCAGAUGAAAAUACAAACAUUCCUAAAACGCCAGGUCUUGGCGCUUCGGCUAUCUCAGGUGCUAUCGGUGGAGUUACGGCACUUGCACAGACCGCCUUGCAGAACAAAUACAACGAACAGGCUCGUAAACAACAGCGAGAAGAUGAACAGGCUAUACACGACCGCAAUCGUCGCGAGUUCCUUGCAGACCGUCAACACGAUGAGGUUUACAACAGUCCCUCUAUGCAACGUUUCAGGCGUAUUCUUGCAGGUAAUUCGCCUACUGAGGAGAUUGCCAAUUUGUCAAAUCUUGGUGCUAAAGCGCCUGACUCUCUGGCAGGUGCUUUGUCAGUUGGUCAGACUAUGGCAGACAUUGAACAGAAGAAGUCCCAGGCACGAGCCAAUAACGCUGAGGCUACCAAUACUGAACAGAAAGUAUCUGUAUUUGGUCAGGAGUUUGAGCUAAGUAAGGCUGAGAGUCUUGCUCGCACUUCUCAACUCUACGCUUCUGCGAGUGAACUUUAUAAUAUGAUACCUAACAUUCAGGCAGAUACAGAGUAUAAGAAACAUAUGUCGCGUAAUAUGAAAGUUACUGCUGAUGUUUCUGAGGUGCUUGAAAGUUGCCGUAUUCGAACUGAACUUUUACAGGAAAAGUAUCAGGGUCUUAUGAACGAUGAGGUUUCUGCGCGUAUUGACGUACUUCGUAAACAGUUUGAACAAAUGGAUGAUUAUCUUUCAUUAGAGAAGUUCAAUGCUCAGACCGCACGUAUUGACGCUAACGCUCACGACAGGAGUUCUUAUUAUAAUAGCCUCCUUACUGACGCUGAGUACAGUUACUUUAUGGAUUCUUACAAUAGUAGGCUUGAUAUGCUUAGUAACGAACUCACUCAGUCUAAUAUCACUACUGAAAAUCUUUCUAAGAUUACAGGGUUGUCAAUUGAUAAGUUGCAGGCUGAAAUUGACGGACUUGUCAAGGAUUUAGAUGUUAAGGAUGCUGAUAUCAAUCAGAAAGAGGCAAUCGCAAAGGCUAUGAUUAUGAAUGCCUAUACCAACACUAUUUGUCAGCCUAUAUCAACCCUUUCAGGCGCUGUCCGUGAUGCGGCGUACGCUUAUGGUCAGUUUAGCACAGGUGGUCUUGCUGGUGGUCUUACUCCUCAGUCGCCUGUAAAUGAUUUCCAGCCUACGGGUACGUAUAUGGAUGCUAUGGCACCUGAUUUUCCUUAUCAGCAUUACAGUUGGCAGAGAAGUCCUACUGUCGUCAAUUCGUCAGGUCAGGUCAAUCCUCGUGCCUAUACUCGUGGCGCUCGUAAACCUCCUGUCCCGUCAGAUGAGUAUGGUAAUUGGCACAGAUAA
Messenger RNA from Cylicocyclus nassatus, 2544 nucleotides. The record is from the annotation of a GenBank genome assembly. NCBI's taxonomy places the organism in Eukaryota, Metazoa, Nematoda, Chromadorea, Rhabditida, Strongylidae.